Molecule: messenger RNA, 6396 nt
Organism: Closterium sp. Naga37s-1
Lineage: Eukaryota; Viridiplantae; Streptophyta; Zygnematophyceae; Desmidiales; Closteriaceae
Source: the annotation of a GenBank genome assembly
AUGCCCGGGGCCCCCGCGCCAGCCAAGACCGCCAAGGACGCGGAGGCGGAAGAAGCGGCGGCGGCCGCCGCCAGGUUCCCCAAUAGCACCAGCCGAUCCAGCAGCACCAGCAGCACGCCCACGUCCGGGGGCGCUACCCCCAGCGCCUUCAGCCGCGGGGGCGCCGGCGCUGCUGGGCGGAAGAAGGAGGAGGAGGAGGGCAGGCCGCGGCACAGAGUCCCGGGGGCGAAGAAGCCCUCCGCGUCUUCCGCCACUGGUUCCGCCGGUGGCGCAGGGGGAGGCGCGGACCGUGGGGGGGACGACGAGCUGCUGCGGACGGUUUCUGGCGCGUCCACCGAUUCGUCUAAGGGCAGGGGUAGGCGCGCAGCCGCGCACGGGGAAGGAGGGGAGGAGGGGCGCGCGGGGCGGACGAAGGGCGGCGGGCUGGUGGAACACGCGGAGGGGAUGGAGGGGCAUGAUCAGGACGAGGACGCCCACAAAAAGAAGAAGGACGCCAAGCGCUCUGCACGGGUGAGAGCCCUCCCCCAUACACCCUCAACUCUCCCCUCCCCCAUACACCCUCAACUCUCCCCUCCCCCAUACACCCUCAACUCUCCCCUCCCCCAUACACCCUCAACUCUCCCCUCCCACACACACCCUCGCCUUUUGCUCCCACCGCCUGCAACCUUCUCUUAUGUUCGACACGUCUCAAGCAACCCAACCCCCUCGUCCACCCCUCCACCCCCACCCCCUUUCCCCAGCCCUCCCACUCCCCCUCCCACUCCCCCUCCCACUCCCCCUCCCACUCCCCCUCCCACUCCCCCUCCCACUCCCCCUCCCACUCCCCCUCCCACUCCCCCUCCCACUCCUCCUCCCACUCCCCCUCGCACUCCCCCUCGCACUCCCCCUCCCACUCCCCCUCCCACUCCCCCUCCCACUCCCCCUCCCACUCCCCCUCCCACUCCCCCUCCCACUCCCCCUCCCACUCCCCCUCCCACUCCCCCUCCCACUCCCCCUCCCACUCCCCCUCCCACUCCCCCUCCCACUCCCCCUCCCACUCCCCCUCCCACUCCCCCUCCCACUCCCCCUCGCACUCCCCCUCCCACUCCCCCUCCCACUCCCCCUCCCACUCCCCCUCCCACUCCCCCUCCCACUCCCCCUCCCACUCCCCCUCCCACUCCCCCUCCCACUCCCCCUCCCACUCCCCCUCCCACUCCCCUCCCACUCCCCCUCCCACUCCCCCUCCCACUCCCCCUCCCACUCCCCCUCUCACUCCCCCUCCCACUCCCCCUCCCACUCCCCCUCCCACUCCCCCUCCCACUCCCCCUCCCACUCCCCCUCCCACUCCCCCUCCUACUCUCCUCCCUCUUCGGGUUUUCGUUCACGUGCCCAUUUCUAAACUUGAAUUCCUCCCUUGCCACUCGCUCCGCUUGUUCCUCGGUCACCUCCUUCCUUCCUUUCUGUUUUUCCUGCCUUUCGUCCCUCGUUGCCCCUUGUCACUCCUCCUCCCCCGCACGCACCGCCCCCCUGCUCUCCAUCCUCCGUUUCUCUUUCUCUCCUCGCAUUCGCUCCUGUUCGGUCUAUCCUCCCUCGCCCCUCUGCUCACGCAUCUUCCUUUUCUCCUUCUCGCGUCUCCUCUUUCCGUCCCGUCUGCCCGCGCCCCGUCCCCUUCGCCCCUGUCGCCUCUGCCCGCUCCUCCCCUCCCGCCCCUCGCGCCAGAAGGAAGCGCUGGAGGAGAUGCGCGCGGAGGUGGAGCAGCUGCGGGAGCAGCUGAGGGACGCGGGGGAGAAGGCCAAGGACGCGGACGACAGGGCGCGCGAGGAGGCGCGGAAGCGGCAGUACGUAGAGGCGGUUAUGGCGGAGCUUGAAGAGCAGAUGCAGGCGGAAACAGGCAAGCGGGAAGCCGCGGAGAAAGCGCUCAAAGAGGCGCGGCGGAAGCUGGAGCGCGCGGAGGGGGACGCGGAGGGCGCGGAGGGGAAGGAGAGGCGGGGCGGAGCGGGGGGAGAGGUGGCGGAGCUUGAGGAGCGGUUGGAUGAGGCGGAGAGGCGUUGGGAGGAGGAGAGGGAUCGGGCUUUGGAGCUAGAGCAGGAGUUACAGAUGGUAGAUGAGGAGAUGAAACUAGAGAGAGAGUCUAUGAGGGAAAGUAUGGCUGCUUAUGCUAAGGGUAUGGAGGAUCUAGCGACUCAAGCUGAGGAUGAUUUCAGGCGGCAGAUUGACGAUUUGAAGGAUGACCUGGAACGCGCGAAUGCUGAGCUGGACGCGGUUAGGGAUGAGCUGGACAGGGCGAAUGGUGAGGUGGAAAGAGGGAGGGAUGAGCUGGAGAAGGGGAGGGAUGAGGUGGAGGGCAUGCGCGCGCGGGUGGAGGAGGCGGAGCGGACGGCGCAGGCUGCUGUGCGGAAGGUGCUGGAGGAGAAGGGGAGAAGGGAGGAGGCGGAGAGGGAGGCGGAGGAGUGGCGGAAGAAGGCGGAGAGCAGUGGGGGCGGAGAAGGGGGGUCUGGGGGAAGCAAAGAAGCGGGGGAAAAGAGCGAGAAGAGUGAGGAGGAAGGGGGGAAGGGAGGGGCGGGAAGGAUUGUGGAGUUGGAGGGUGAACUAGAGGACCUAAGGGACAGGAUAGAGGCGGCAGAAGCGCAGAAGGCGAAUCUGCUGGAGCGCUGGGAGGAGGGCGAGCAGCGCAGGCAGGCAGCAGAGCAGCAGCGCGACCAGGCGGAGGCAGCGCGGAGGGAGCUCGAGGCGCAGGUGAUUGAGCUCGAGGCGCAGGUGGUGCAGCAGAGGGCGCAGGUGGAGGAGGCGGAGGGGCGGCAGCGGACGCUCGAGGCGCAGGUGGCGGAGCUCGAGGCGCAGGUGGUGGAGCUGGGCGCGCAGGUGGGGGUGCAGCGGGAGAGGGCGGGGGAGGCGGAAGCGGAAACAAGGGCGCUGAAAGCGCAACUGGCGGAGCUGGAAACGCAGCUGGGGGCGCGGCGGACGCUCGAGGCGCAGGUGACUGAGCUAAAAGCCCAAGUGGCGGAGCUGGAAACGCAGGUGGGGGCGGAGCGGGCGAAGGCGGAGGAGCUGGAGAUUCAGCUGGGGGCGCAGCGGGCGAAAGCGGAGGAGGCAGAGCGAGCAAUGGGGGAACUCGACUCGAAGCUGGGGCAGCAGAGGGAGAGGGGCGGGGAGGCGGAAGGGGAGGUGAAGGAACUAGAGGCCAAAUUAGGCCAGCAGAGGGAACGCGCGGAGGCUGCAGAGAGAGAGCUUGAAGAGGUUAGAUCCGAGCUUGGGCAGGUGGGACAGCUGAGGGAACAGGUAGAAGAGGCAGAGAGAGAGGUCAGGGAGCUGGAGGGGAAGCUGGAGCGGCAGAGGGUGCGGGCGGAAGAGGCGGAGGGGGCGGCGAGGCGGGUGGCGGAGGAGAUGGGGGCGGAACUGGCGGGCAUGCGCGAGCGGAUGGUGGAGUACGUGAUGGGGCGCAAGACCGCGGAGCACAGGGAGAGAGAGGCGAGCGCGCGGGGGGAGGAGGAGAGGGGGAGACGGGAGGAGGCGGAGAAGCGAGUGAGGGAGCUGGAGGAGGAGGUGCAGCGAGGGAGGGAGGCGGAGGAGAGGGUGAGGGAGCUGGAAGAGAGUGUGGCGCGAGGGGUGGUUGUGGGGGCGAGUGUGGGUGGGAGUGUGGGGGGGAUGGUUGAAGGGGGGAGUGCGGAUGUGGGGAAAGAGGGUGAAGAGAAGCAGGAUGCGGAGGGGAAGGGGGCGGAGGGGGUCGCGAGAGGAGAGGCGGGGGAAUCGGAGUCGGAGCUGGAAGAUUUGAGGGCGAAAUGCGCCCAGGCGCUGAGGCAACUGGAGAAUGCAGUGGAGGUGCAGUCUUCCUUAGAGCAAUUAGAGGAUGCAGUGGAGGUGCAGUCUUCCUUAGAGCAGGAGCUAGACCACCUGUACCUGGAGCUGCAGCACGAGCAGGAGCGCACCCCCAUUUCCUCCCCCUCUCCGCCCUUUUCAUUCUGCAGGCAAUUAGAGGAUGCAGUGGAGGUGCAGUCUUCCUUAGAGCAGGAGCUAGACCACCUGUACCUGGAGCUGCAGCACGAGCAGGAGCUGUCCACCGUCCCACCCACCCUCACUUCCUCCCCGCCUCCCCUCCUUUCACUCUGCAGGCAACUGGAGGACACAGCAGAGGUGCAGUCUUCCUUGGAGCAGGAGCUAGACCACCUGUAUUUGGAGCUACAGCACGAGCAGGAGCUGUCAACGGAGGUAGCGCUGGUGGCGGAGGAGGAGUGGCGGGGGCGCCAGGAGGCCCUGCGCGCGCUGGCAGAGGCGCACAGGCAGCUUGAAGCUCUCGGCGCUCUCGGGAGCGACGCUGCUGCCGCCGCCGCCGCCGCUGCUGCCAGCGCUGGCACUUCUGCUGCUGGUGCUGCUGGCGCGUCUGGUGCUUUCUCAGCUGCUGGUGGUGCUGGUGGUGCAGGCGGGGAAUAUGAGGGGCCUGUCAUGGCGGAGAGGCAGGACAGCUGGGCGAGGCGGAGGGCAGGGGAGGCGCCCUUGCUGCCUCCGCGCCCCAAGCUCCCUGCUUCUGCUGACAGCCCCGGAGGAGAUACCUCUGCUGCUGCCGAAAAGUCAGGCAGAUUUUCACAGCCACAGCCACAGCAGGGCGAGAACAGGGUCGAGGGCAGGGCAUCGGGCGGGUUGGGGCUGGAGCGCACGUCCUCAGACAUGCUGUCGUACGUGCACGGCGCGUCGGAGCUGCUCAAGGGGCUGGCGCGGCCGGACGAGGGCGUGAGCAUGGGCAUCAAGCUGCUCGCGCUCAAAAAGGGCCUCUCCUACAGCCGCGCCGUCUCCGAGUCUCUGCGCACUGAUGCUGGCGUGGGAGCCGGCGGGUCGGGCGAAGCAGGGAGUGUGACUCCUCCUGGUGGGAGCAGUGAGGCUGGAGGGGUAGCAGGAGGGGCAGGGGCUGGGCCGGCAGGAGCAGCAUCGGCAAGGGUGGGGGCGCCGGCAGGGCUACCAGCGCCAGCAGCAGCCACACACGCGUCUGCCAAGGCGGGGCGAAUCAGUCGCUCCGCCUCGCGGCGGCUGAGCGUGUCGCUGCUCUCCCCGCGCUCGGCGGUGCAGCAGCGGUGGGAGCAGCUCUCAGCGUCGCUCAUAGCAGAGCGUGAGGCGCACUCGGCGUCAGGGCCCGCCAGGUGGGGCCCCUGGCUGCACGGCCGCGGGCCCUGGUGGCCCUCUGUUUCUCCUGGCGUCCCAGGUGUUUCUCCAGGUGUUUUCCCAGGUGCUCCAGGGGUUUCGCCAGGUGGUUUGGCGGCGGGAGCGGGCGUGGGCCGGGGAGAAGCAGGGGAUGUAGCAGCAGGGGCGGCAGCAGGUGGGCAGUCAGGGCGGCAUCGGUUGGCGUUUGUGCAUGUGAUGCUACAGCUGUCUCUGCACCAAGAUGAGGGUACUGGGACAGCUGCAUCAGCAGUACAGGCAGCAGAUAAGGCAGCAGAGACUUCAGGCGAGGAGGGGGAGGGGGCGCUGGUGGUGGCGAUGCAGGAUGGCAUGGCAUCUCCCAUGGUGCGGGAUGGCAGGGCGGGCGGCAGGAGGGCCGUGGACAAGCGCGUGGAGGCGCAGAGGGCAGCAGUGGAAGCCAAGGAGGCGGAGUUAGCGCACGUGAUGCAGCAGCUCAGGACUGUCGACUCGCGCAUCGAGCAGCUGCUCUCUGCAGAGCCGCCCUCCCCUCCCCGUGCUGCUUCCACUCAGAGUGGAGGCCUGUUUGCAGCAACCGGUUCUCUCUUCUCCUCUAUGAUGCCGCGUGCUGCCACCACCACUCUGCCUCAUGCCUCCAAAGCUUCUGCUGUGGCCAAACCCUCGCCCCAGCCUCUUCAGUUCGCACAGCUGCUCUCGCUCUCCCUCACCCCUACUGCGACCGUUCAGUCCGUUAAAAGUAGCAGCAUUACCACCACCACCAGUGCCACCACCAGCGCCACCACCACCGGCAGCAACACCACGGCACCGCAGCCAACCCAGGCCGCUGCCCUCCCUGCCCCACACCCUGUCGACCUGCCAGCUCAGCAUCUGCCACCUCAGCACGCACCAGCGCAGCAACAACCUCUGGUCGUGGAACUUCAGCCACUCAACGUGCCACAUCAGCAGCAGCACCACCAGCCCCAGGAUUUUACUCCAUACGGGCAGCCCGGGCAGGUCCCUGUGCAGCAAGAAACUUUCUACAGGCAGGACGAGCCAGCAUACCCGGACGCAGGAUACAGGUCCGGACACAGGCUCGGGCACGGGUCGUCCGGCGGAGGUUCGCCAAGGUCAGGUUCGGGAGGGCUAGACCCAGGCUCGCCCUAUUCGGACGACUACCCGCCUUCUCUUCAAGCCGUAGAUCUGAGGUCGCCUGGGGGGCCCAUGGAUAUGUCUCCCGAUUCCAUGGGGGGCUAUGAGGGGCAGGGCGGGUUCGGAUUCGGAGGGUUUGGGCUUAUGACAGACAUCCCUUGA